Molecule: messenger RNA, 5017 nt
Organism: Drosophila arizonae
Lineage: Eukaryota; Metazoa; Arthropoda; Insecta; Diptera; Drosophilidae
Gene: Hmt4-20
Product: Histone methyltransferase 4-20
Cellular component (GO): nucleus
Molecular function (GO): protein binding; histone H4K20 methyltransferase activity
Source: RefSeq, a predicted model, not a curated record
GUGUGUGUGUGUGUGUGCGCUGGUGUUGUGCGGUCGUGUGUGCGUGUGUGUGUGUGUGUGUGCGUGUGUGCGUGCGUUAGCUACCGAGUUGAGUCUCCGACUCCAUGACAAUGGGAGAGGAAAGGUGGGGACAGAACGUCGGCGUUUGAGCGUUGAAAGAAAAACAUAAAAAUGAACUGGCACAGCCGACGGCGACUACUACAACAACAAAACAAACGCCAAAGUACGUACGAUGUUCUACUGCGGCUACAACUGUGAUAUUUGGAUAUAAAGCAUAUACAAAGCCGCCCGCACUGUAAUAAAACAAGCCCCGUGCGUAUAAACGUACGAUAGUGCCUCUGCCGCUGGACGACGGAAAGAAAGAUUGGAAAAAGGAAGAACUGAGCGAUUGAAGCAACAGACAAAGUGGCAUCACCCAUAAGCGAAAGAAGCAACCAGCAGACAGCAGCAGCACCACCACCACCACCUCAGUGAAUAUUAUUAAAGACUGCAUAUUAUACAGAAUGGUCGUCGGCUCGAAUCAUACGCGGCGCAGUGAGACUGCCGGCAGAUAUACAAAUAGCAGCAGUAGCAACAGCGGCAACACGAAUAGUGGCAACAUCUCCACCAGCGCAACGUCUUCAAUUACAAACGCAUCGUCAGUGACGGCGGCGACGACGUUGUCGUCGUCGUCGGCGUCGUCAGUGUCACACAACAACAAUAACAACAAGAGCCAAACUCUCAUUAGUUCUGCAACAGCAGCAACAUCAUCUUCUUCAGCAACAUCAACAUCAUCAUCAACAUCAUCAACGUCGUCAUCGCAUGGCAUUGGUGCAGUGGUUCAUAUGGGUGGCAGCCUUAACGGUUGUAACGGCAGCGCCGUUAGUCGCCUAUCACAAUCGACGGGCAUGUCCCCACGCGAGCUUUCUGAAAACGAUGAUCUGGCCACAUCACUGAUAUUGGAUCCACAUUUGGGCUUUCAGACGCACAAAAUGAAUAUACGCUUUAGGCCUCUGAAAGUGGAUACACAGCAGCUGAAAGCGAUUGUCGAUGACUUUAUACACACUCAGAACUAUGACAUUGCCAUACAGCGCAUCUUCGAUGGACCCUGGAUACCUCGUCACCUCAAGAAUAAGAACAAGAUAGCCACUAAGCGGCUGCACGAUCAUAUUGUACGCUAUUUGCGUGUGUUCGACAAGGACAGUGGCUUUGCGAUCGAGGCAUGCUAUCGAUAUUCGCUGGAGGAGCAACGCGGUGCGAAGAUUAGUUCAACGAAGCGUUGGUCGAAGAACGAAAAAAUCGAAUGCCUGGUCGGUUGCAUUGCCGAGCUAACGGAGGCCGAGGAGGCAGCGCUGUUGCAUUCGGGCAAAAAUGACUUCUCUGUGAUGUAUAGUUGCCGCAAGAACUGCGCUCAACUGUGGCUGGGACCCGCCGCCUACAUCAAUCACGAUUGCCGUGCGAAUUGCAAGUUCCUUGCCACGGGCCGGGACACGGCCUGCGUGAAGGUGUUGCGUGACAUUGAGGUGGGCGAGGAGAUUACGUGUUUCUAUGGCGAGGAUUUCUUUGGCGAUAGCAAUCGAUACUGCGAGUGCGAGACGUGCGAGCGACGCGGGACAGGCGCCUUUGCGGGCAAACACUCGGCAAAUCAGUUAAAUGAGGCAAUGCUUGGUUUGACCAACGGCUUAGGCUUGGGGCUGGGCCUGGGCGCUGCCGGCGGCGCCAAUGGCGGAGGCUAUCGCUUGCGUGAGACGGACAAUCGCAUCAAUCGCAUCAAGAGUCGCGCCAACAGCACCAACAGCACCUCCAAUAGCAACAGCAACGACAGCAGCAGCAAUGCGGGCCACAACAACAGCAGCAACAUCAAUGGUGUUGUUGCACCGAAUGCAGCAACAGCUGCAGCCACAGCUGCUGUGGGUAGGCCCAAGAGCAGCAGCCUAGAGCUGAAUGCAGCUGCCUUGUCGCUGGGCAAGAAGCAGCCGAAUGUGAUUGUCUCACCGCUGACUAUGAAAGAGCUGCGACAGAAGGGCAUGACUAAGUACGAUGCUGAAAUGAUAAUGGCUAAUGCGGCCUAUCAUCAACAGCAGCAGCAGCAUCACCAUCCGCAUCAGCAGCAGCAUCAUCAUCAUCAUCACCAUAUGCAUCAUUUUCACACUCACCUGCCACACACAACAGGAGCAGCAGCUGCUGCCGCAACAGCCAGUAGUAACGCUGCUGAAGCCGCCAGCCAGGCGACAGCCAUGCAAAAGCCACAGGCAGCCGCCGAGCUGAGUAAUGGGCGAGCUGCUAUUGCUGCUGCCGCUGCCGCUGCUGCUGCAACGUUACGCAAAUCGACGCGUGUGAACAGCACCAGCAGUACCAUUUCGACAGCAUCCACUGAUGAACCGCCAUUGGGCUGUACAACAGCAACAGCAACAGCGACUGCAACUGCAACUGCAACAACAACGACUACAACAAUGGCCAAUAAGGCGCCUGUGGUACUGGUACCGCGUUAUAAGCCAGCUGCUGUUGCAGCAUUGCAGCAGCAGCAACUACAGCUACAACAACAACGGCAGCAGCAGCAGCAACAACAGCAGCAGCAACGCCAGCAACAGCGGCAGCUUAGACGCAGCGAGCGGCAAACGCAGCGUCAAAAGGUCAGUAAGGAUGCAGCACAGAUACUGGGCAAAUAUCUAACGGAUAGCGAGAGCAGCGAUACGGAUUUGCACCACCACCAACAACAGCAGCUAAAGCAGCAAAAGCAGCAAUGCAACGAAGUAGCAGCAGCAGCAACUACACAAGAGAAGCGCGUAACACGCAACAGCGCCGGACGUGCAGCAGCAGCCGCGGCUGCAGCAGCAGCUGCAGCAACAGCAACAAUAACUGCCAGCAACAACAGCAACAGCAACAGUAACAGCAGCAACAUAAAAACAACGAUUACAAAUUGUAAUAAUUUAAAUAUUAGUAAUAGCUGUAGAAAUAAUGUUAGCGCUAGAUUUAGUGAUCGCAAACUAAAAUCAACCGAGCCGGCGGCAGCGGCAGCAACAGCAGCAGCAGCAACGGUAUCAACAGCUUCUUUAGCGAACAUGAUGAUGCCCUCGUCGUCAAACUGCUCCACGGCAGGUGAGCAGCAGGAACAGGCAACGGCAGCAGCAGCAGCAUCAGCAGCAGCAUCAAGACGUAGUCGCAGCAACAGUCCCGCAUAUAAAAAGAACCUAUUGUCUAGCUUUGAGCAGACUAGCGCAGGCAACAACAAGCGUCAAGCGACAACAACAUCAGCAGCAACACCUGUUGAUGAUUCCCCACACAAGCAGAAGCGCAGUCGACGUGCCGCUGCGUUGGCAGCUGCAGAGCAUAUACACUGCGAGGCUGUUGGUGGCGUGCUGCAACGUAAGCGUCAACAUACAACAGCAGCAUCAGCAACAACAACGACAACAACAGCAGCAGCAACAGCAGCCGUAAUUAGCAGCAGCACUGUGGAGCCGCUUCUAAAGACUCCAGAGCGACGGCUAAAGCUGACUUUGAGAAUGAAACGUUCGCCGAUUCUCGAUGAGGUUUUCGAGCUCGGCACAAGCUUGGGCGAGGAUCGACAACAUGCACUACAAAAUGGACAUAUUGCUGGCGGCCGAACGGGACAUGGGGGCAACAAUAUGCACAGCAACAGUAGCGGCAGCAAUAGUGGCAAUCAAAGCAACAGCAGCAAUAGCAAUCAAAACAACAGCAGCAGCAGCAGCAGUGGCGCCAACAACAACGAAGCUGAAGACGAGGAAGCGGCAGACGAGGAGGAGGAAGUUGAAGAACAAGAUGUGGACCAGCAGGCAGGGGACUCAGAGCACCAACAAAAGCAACAACUGGAUGCCACCAACUGGCGCAGUAAAGAAAAAUCACGACGCAGUCGUCGCCGCGGCUUGAAAACUGUCAGCAGUACACCACCGCCAGCAACAGUUGCUGCCAGCACUAACAGCAUCUAUGGCACGCCGCAAAAGAAGCGUUUACGCCUAAUCUUUGGCAACGAGUCGCAUACAAUAGACAUUCCACCAACACAUACAACAGCCACCAAUGCCGCAGCAACGUCAGCAAAAGAAUCCAGCGGUGUCGAUGAACUCAACAGCAGCAGCGGUGCUGGCAGUGGUACCAGCGAUGAAUCCUUUAAUGCUUCCUACGCCAGCAGCAACAGUAGCAGCGGAGCAACCAGCAUGACUGUCAACAACUCGUCGUUGAAUAGCAACAGCACGCCAACAUCGACGGCAUCCGAUACAGUUGAAGCGAUUCCAACAACCACAACACCAGCAACAGCGGCAUCCCCAACAGCAGCAGAUGCUACAACUGCAGCUGCAGCUGCUACUGCUCCUGCUACUGCUACUGCGGCAGUUGCAAUAAUUGGUCAGCCACGAAUGCCUGCAGCUGACUCGCCCACUUCGACAACAUCCAGUGUAAGCUCCUUUCAGUCGGCCUGUACCUCGACAACCAAUUUCUUUACACGCUCCAAAUCGCCGGCAAGCAGCUAUCAGCUGAAUGGCAGCCGCAGUAACAGUAGUUACAUGGGCUACUACCAACAGCAGCAGCAGCAGCAACAACAACAACAACAACAACAACAGACAACAUUUGGAAGCAGCAAACGAUGUGCAGAGCAGGCACAGGCUGUCGUUAGCAGUAGCAGCAGCAGUAACCAUGCCAAUAACAAUAACAGUAACAGCAACAGCAACAUAAACAACAACAGCAAUAGCAACAGCUCAACAAUUAGCAGCAGCAACGGCGCAACAAUUGCUGCGAGCAGCGUGUCCAGCACGCACAGCUUUCUUUCCAUGCCUAAGCAUACCUUUGGCACUUGCGCUCUGCUUGCCCCAACCAGCUUUGCCGGCCUGCAACAGCAACAACAGCAGGCAUGCAAAUUGUCUGAACAGCAACAACAGCAGCCAACAUCUUCAUCACCACAGCUGCAGCAGCAGCAGCAGCAACACCAACAACAACAGCAACAGCAACAUAGCAACAAAUAACCAACGACUGAUCUCUAUGCGAAUUGACUGCGCUGCUGCCAUUGCCAACAACAACUGCAACAACA